AUGAAACGGUUUGCGGUAGCCCUCAAAAACACCGAUCCACCUCUCCAGCCCUACUCUCUGUCGCAUGUCGUCAACAACUUGAUUAUUAACACUGUAUUAUUUACACAGCAGGAAGUUUUGGUAGAGUUAAAGUUGGAUCCGGCCAAGUCACCUGGACUGGAUGAGAUCUUAGGUGUACUUCUGCGCGAACUAUCUGAAGAAUUAGCGGAACCACUCUGUACAAUCUUUCGAAAAUCGCUCGAAGCUGGUAAGCUUCCUGAAACAUGGAAGUUGGCAAAGUUCGUACCCAUCCAUAAGGAACGAUCACGGCUCUAUUCCACCACCUACCGACCGGUCAGCUGA
This is a messenger RNA of Dibothriocephalus latus, 342 nucleotides long. The record is from the annotation of a GenBank genome assembly. NCBI's taxonomy places the organism in Eukaryota, Metazoa, Platyhelminthes, Cestoda, Diphyllobothriidea, Diphyllobothriidae.